Anastrepha obliqua is the source of this 2924-nucleotide messenger RNA. RefSeq names its product TBC domain-containing protein kinase-like protein. Gene Ontology annotation, molecular function: protein serine/threonine kinase activity; ATP binding. The transcript is spliced from 9 exons. Gene Ontology annotation, biological process: protein phosphorylation. Bases 195 to 2624 code for a protein of 809 amino acids. NCBI's taxonomy places the organism in Eukaryota, Metazoa, Arthropoda, Insecta, Diptera, Tephritidae. The record is from RefSeq and is a predicted model, not a curated record. Gene Ontology annotation, cellular component: cytoplasm.
GUUUGUAAUCAGCUGACCGCAUAAACAAAUGUAAGGUUUUACUGCAUUUAUGUAUAUUUUUGUUGCUUGAAUUUAUCAAUUUACCGGCUGAUUCCGUACAAUUGUAAAGCAAGAUGAAAUCAGUGUAGUACCAGGAUAAUUUGUAUUCUUGAGGUUCCGGAAAUUGAGUGCGAAGCUGGAAUAGGGAACGCAGGAUGAGUCUCUCUUUGAGCAAACCAGAAUCGCGCUUGGCCGCAGUUACAUUCUUUGCGAGAACCCACCCUGGUGAUGUAUGUGGCAGCAAUGGCUUACCACUAACACCAAAUUCCAUUGCGAUUUUGGGACUAGCCCAACGGCUUAAGGAAUUGAAAAAUCCGCAUCUGUGUCAAUACUUGGACUUUGUGCGUGGUAAACAUGAGCGCACAAUUGUGGUAUCUGAGUACUUCGGCAAUACCUUGCAAGACAAAUCGCGAGUAGAAUUACCGGAUUCGCUGGUAGCAAGAAUAUUCUACCAAAUUGUUUGUGCUCUGAAUGAGCUUUCAGAACACAAUUUAGUCAUACACAAUUUGGAACCAAAAAAUAUACUUAUAGAUGAGUGCGAUAAUGUAAAGUUGUUCAAUUAUGGACUUUACCAUAUGACUAAGGGUGGAGACUAUGUACCCUUCCCUAUUGGCAAUAUACGUUAUAUGCCGCCAGAGCGCCUGCUCGGCGCGAAAAAUAAUAUAAAAAGCGAUAUUUGGUCUUUGGGAAUGAUAUUGGCUGAACUUUUGUUGCACACCACGUUUUGGUCUAACUUGAAAAUAUCGAAUAUAACGCGAAAAAUACUUUCAUUCUGUCAAACAAGUAAUGUGUUUGAGAAAAUUGCUCGCGAACAUAAUUGCCUGGAACUAUAUGAGAACAUAAAUGAAGACUUACGUUCCUUGGUGGAAAAUUGCUUAUGUGUGUUACCUUCACAACGCCCACUGCCGAGUACUCUUUUAACGCAUGAGUUUUUUGCAAAAAAUAUCAAAGUCUACACAUAUACCGUACCUACACAAUCAACUGUUCUGUUGUUGCGUUGUCCGCUGGAACAGAUAUAUUAUUGGUGGCAAUUAGCUGGCGGUGAUGUACAAGCUGAACUUAAAAAGGAAGGUCUCAUUCGCAGCGAGGCGCCAAUACUGGCGAUACCGCAAUUGGUUUGCCUGAAUGGCACAAUUAUCGGACCGAAACGUAGUCAAUCGUAUCUUAUGGAUGAUCGUGUAGUGCCACUCAAAUUGAACAAUCUCUUUGAAAAGCUUUGCAACCUACCGGCAAUGGCUUAUUUUCCAUUAAUACAUUCGCCGAAAUUCCCACACAACUUUGGUGCUGGUAUGGAGCAAUUACCUUUGGUAAUACGCGAAAAAGAUAUCGAAUAUCAAUUUUAUCGCGUCCGGCUAUUUUCACGGUUGUUAAAGGGCUAUCCUUACACUAGGGAAAUGAUAUGUAAAGAAGCUACGGCAGAUAUACCACCACAUUUACGCGGCGCUAUUUGGGCAUGCCUGCUUGGGGUAAUACCAAAUGGUAGUUAUGAGAAAAUCGAUAAGUUCACACCCACCUCCACAGAUCGUCAAAUCGAAGUAGAUAUACCCCGCUGUCAUCAAUAUGACGAACUAUUAUCUUCACCAGAGGGCCAUUGCAAGUUAAAGCGACUUUUAAAAGCCUGGGUAACUGCUCAUCCACAAUAUGUCUAUUGGCAAGGAUUAGAUUCGCUGACAGCGCCGUUUUUAUAUCUUAACUUCAAUAAUGAGGAGUUAGCAUUUCUCAGCCUUUACAAAUUCAUACCAAAAUACCUGCAAUGGUUUUUCCUCAAAGAUAAUUCAGCGAUUAUUAAAGAGUAUCUAAGCAAAUUCUCACAACUCACCGCAUUCCAUGAACCUAUUUUGGCCAAGCAUUUAUCAAGCAUAAAUUUUAUACCAGAACUCUUUGCAAUUCCUUGGUUUCUCACAAUGUUUUCGCACGUUUUCCCUCUACACAAGAUAAUGCAUCUCUGGGACAAGCUUAUGCUAGGUGAUAGUUCCUAUCCUCUGUUUAUCGGCAUCGCUAUAUUGAAGCAGUUAAAGACUACUCUUCUCAGCUCUGGAUUCAACGAGUGCAUUUUACUUUUUUCCGAUUUGCCAGAUAUCGUAAUGGAAACUUGCGUUUUAGAGUCGCAGAAAAUGUAUGAAUGCACACCUAAAAGUGUUUCCCAUCGUUUCCACGUGUUACGUGAAGCACCUCUUUCUGAAUUUGAUAUUACACCCGAAGUAACUUUGCUGCAUUUGCAAGCUGAGAUGUGUCCUCGUAUAAGCGCAAAUGAUUUUACACAUCUUCUACAUCAUACGCCUACUGAUAUGCUUGCGUUGGAUUUGCGUAGUGCUGUCGAGUUCGCGCAUGUGCGCGUGCCUUACAGCAUGAAUAUACCUUUUGCCACAGCACAAAUAUCGGAGCCGCGUCUAGAGGCUUUGGGUGUGCCGCAAUUGGAGGAAAUGUUAUCGGGUCGUACGGUAAUAUGCAUUAGUAACACACACGAACACGCCGUUCAGUUCUCGAAGUUCUUGGUGGAGUGUGGAGUACUACAUGUUUGCAUUUUGCAUAAAGGCUUCAAUAUUCUACACACCAUUGAACCUAAUAUACUAAUUUCGAAUUAAUAUUUGAAGAAGUUGAUUUUAUUUCAUUUAUUUGUCCUGCAAACAGACAUAUGUAUGUAUAUAGAAGCGAAUAAAUUUUUGUAAUUUAUAAAUACUUAGUAUUCAGGAAAUAUUUCUAGAAAUUAUAAUUAUAUUGAUGGCUCUUUUGGUAACUAAAAUGAGCCACGUAUAUUUACGAAACGCCAGUAUAUUUGUACGACUCAGAAAAAAAAGUGUAUGCAUGGUGUGAAACUUGUGAGGUUUUUACAAUUUCAAGGAACAAAGUAUUAAAUAGUAAGGCAAAUAUGUAAACAUGUUAAA